Molecule: messenger RNA, 1017 nt
Organism: Plenodomus lingam JN3
Lineage: Eukaryota; Fungi; Ascomycota; Dothideomycetes; Pleosporales; Leptosphaeriaceae
Source: RefSeq, a predicted model, not a curated record
AUGUGCCAGCUCCCCAUAGGCGGCUUCACCGACUGCCCACAUGUGGCAUGGGACGAACCCAUUAUCCGCUGCAGACAGAGCUUUGCCUACGAUCCUGAAGAUGCAUGCGAAAACAUCAAGUCUGGCAAGCCCGAGGUGUCGUGGCUGCCAUCGAGACUGCCGGGCAAAUGCCAUUGGUGCAAGAUUCGCAGCGAGGCAAGGCUUGAGAAGCGAUUGAAGGCCGCUGAAAGACGUUGCGUUGAGAAGGACGGAAAUAAACAACCAAAUGUCUCCCAACAUGCGAUCUGUGUCUCUCCCAUGUUCAGGUAUAUUGUGACAUUGACGGGUCUCCUUAGGGUUUUCAUGCAUGCCAACGAAGUGCACAUCUUCCAGACGGUAUUUUCUUCGCCAGCCAAAUCAAGUUUUGGUGGUUUGCUCUCCAACGACAUUAUCAAUAAACAAGCUCUAUCGAGGCCCCACACGUCAGCCAAUCAGCGACAAGUUGAUAUCGCUGACAAUGACGUCGAAACAACGAUCCCCGGUAAAUCUGGGGUAGCUCGAAACGGGCAUCUCAACAAGCAAAUAAAACAACUCGAGAAAGCAAUCAACAUGUCUUGCCCAGUUAUUGGAACCACAAAUGAUGUCCUCCCCCCAAACCACCCCUCAAUAGACCUCUCCAAAGAUGGCCAAGUUUGCCCAGUCGUAGGAGCAUCAACAGACCACCACCACAACCUGCACUCGCAUCCUCCCGUGCCCACAAACAGCACCACCGCAACAUCCUGCCCGGCUCUCAAGUCGGCCGUCAAUGAGCCCAAGGCCAAGGAAAUGGACGACGCUCUUUGUCCCGUUGUGGGGACAGCAACCACGGUGCUUCCACCCGACCACCCUGAUAUGUUGAAGGCGAGCGCAGGGGAUGUGUGCCCAGUUACCAAGGCGACGGUGGGACACCACCAGGGCAAGGUGAAUACGCAUCCUAGCGUUGAUAGUGCACCGGCUGGUGCGGUUUGCCCGGUCACUGGACAGAAGCAAGCUGCGUAA